Penicillium salamii is the source of this 1623-nucleotide messenger RNA. The record is from the annotation of a GenBank genome assembly. Lineage: Eukaryota; Fungi; Ascomycota; Eurotiomycetes; Eurotiales; Aspergillaceae.
AUGCCCCCUGUUCCUGGUGUCUCGUUUGGACUCGACCGAGUGCUCUUCAACCCCGGCGUCUACCACCUACGUGAUCCCCGAUCUCGUGUUUAUAACUUCGACCCCUAUCUGGGCGAGAUCAUGCCCGUCUCAGAAUUUGACUAUGGCACACUGAAGCCAUACAUCACUUCUUCCAAGGACGAGACAGCUCUCAAACUGGCUAUGACGCAUAAGAAGAAAUACUACGGCUCUUCUUCCAGCAUGACGUCCGUUCUCUCUCAUUUCCAUUAUCUUCUCUCUAGUUGGAGGCCGAUCAACAUUCGCCAGAUGUCCUCAGGAUUUCCGGAUGAUAUGCGCAACUUCACUCGGAUUCUUCGAGCGCCGACUGCUAUGUUCCUUCGCUACAAGGAGGAGGAGGAUUCUUACGCCAUUGAUGCCGAUAAAGAAUACGACAGCGCAAACAUUCUCACCAAUCUGGGAAAAUCUAUGGAAAAGCUGCUCACCCUUCCAAAGGAAGAGUUUGAGCGUUACCGCCGUUCCAGUCCCAACAAGGUGACUGCCGAAGAAGAAAACAAUGUUCCUGAAUCAUACCACUACACCACUGCUGGUAAAUUCAUGAUGCGUUCACAAUUGGAUGCCUAUGAUCCCAGACUGCCAGGAACUGGUAUGUAUGAUUUGAAGACACGUGCUGUCACUUCAAUCCGCAUGGAUGUCAGGAACCACGACAAUGGAAUCGGGUACGAGAUCAAGGAUCGCUUUGGUAACUACGAGUCCUACGAACGUGAAUACUUUGACAUGAUGCGCGCCGCUUUCCUCAAGUACUCGCUGCAAGUGCGUAUUGGUCGCAUGGACGGCAUCUUCGUUGCCUACCACAACAUUGAGCGUAUCUUCGGCUUCCAGUACAUUAGCUUGCCAGAGAUGGACGACAGUCUGCACGGCACAAGUGACACGACUCUCGGUGAUCGAGAAUUCGAGUUCAGUCUCGGAUUGUGGGAGGAAAUCUUGGACAAAGCCACUGCCAAGUUCCCCAAGCAAUCCCUGCGCCUCCACUUCGAGACUCGCGCAGGCACGCCGCCCUUCAUGUACAUCUUUGCCGAGCCCGUCACAGACAAGCAGAUCAAUGCCAUCCAGACAUCACGACAGGCUGAGAUUGACGAGUUCAACGACCGUCUCUUCAACCCCGACCAGUCUCUUUCUCGAGUCAUGGAUCUCGGCGCUGCGCCACCUACCGAGGAUGUUCCUGUUGUUGAAGAAUCCCCCGCCAAGGAGCCCGCUGCCACCGAAGAUGAGAAGUCCGACGAACUCCUGGCCAUGACUCUCGUCAUCAAGAACAAGGUAAACGGCGAGAUUGUGCCCUGCCCACAAAAACUCAGGGCCCCCGACGAUUGGGAAGUGUACUACGAACUCAACGAACUGGCCACUGUGCAGGGCAGAGUUCUCUUGCAGUCCUUGAAGAAUCGCCGCCGAGACAUUUGGACUAAGCUGGACGAGGGUGAUUCUGAUUCGAACCCGACCAGGGACCGCUUCCUUCAAACUUUGCAGCGGUAUGUUCGGAGAGGUCGCAGGUUCCGCGAGAGGGAACAGCAGAGGGACUCUCAGGAGGGCAUUGUCUGGUAUGAGGAAUCGCAGAAGAAGUCUGCUUAG